Nannospalax galili (Upper Galilee mountains blind mole rat) is the source of this 3681-nucleotide messenger RNA. RefSeq names its product parathyroid hormone 1 receptor (gene Pth1r). Bases 239 to 2056 code for a protein of 605 amino acids. The record is from RefSeq and is a predicted model, not a curated record. The transcript has 15 exons. NCBI's taxonomy places the organism in Eukaryota, Metazoa, Chordata, Mammalia, Rodentia, Spalacidae. Gene Ontology annotation, molecular function: parathyroid hormone receptor activity; G protein-coupled peptide receptor activity; peptide hormone binding. Gene Ontology annotation, cellular component: plasma membrane. Gene Ontology annotation, biological process: adenylate cyclase-activating G protein-coupled receptor signaling pathway; cell surface receptor signaling pathway; intracellular calcium ion homeostasis.
GAGGGACGCGCGCGGCGGGCGGCGGCUCGGAGCAGCGGCCGGGCGGGGGACUCAGGAGGCCAGGCGGGCCAAGGGGGAUCCCAAGAGCUCCAUGAAGUGCCCCCGGGGCCGCGGACGGGGCGCUGGCUUGGGGAGGCUGUCGGGGGUACCCCGACAUUCAUGGCAAGGCGGGGGCCGCGGCGGCGCACUCGGAGGCCGGCGGUGGCUGCCCCGAGGGACGCGGCCCUAGGCGGUGGCGAUGGGGGUCGCCCGGAUCGCACCCGGCCUAGCGCUCCUGCUCUGCUGCCCAGUGCUCAGCUCCGCAUACGCACUGGUGGAUGCUGAUGAUGUCUUUACCAAGGAGGAACAGAUCUUCCUGCUGCACCGUGCCCAGGCCCAGUGUGACAAGCUACUUAAGGAAGUCCUACGCACAGCAGCACAGCUGACAGCUGGAACUACCCUGAUUUCUUCAGCCAACAUAAUGGAAUCAGACAAGGGAUGGACACCCCCAUCCACUUCAGGGAAGUCCAGGAAAGAAAAGGCAUCAGGAAAGUUCUACCCUGAGUCCAAGGAGAACAAGGAGGUGCCCACUGGCAGCAGGCGCCGAGGACACCCCUGCCUGCCAGAGUGGGACAACAUCGUGUGUUGGCCACUAGGGGCACCAGGUGAGGUGGUAGCUGUGCCCUGCCCUGACUACAUUUAUGACUUCAAUCACAAAGGCCAUGCCUACAGACGCUGUGACCGCAACGGCAGCUGGGAGGUGGUGCCUGGGCACAACCGGACAUGGGCCAACUACAGCGAAUGCCUCAAGUUCAUGACCAAUGAGACUCGGGAACGGGAGGUAUUUGACCGCCUAGGCAUGAUCUACACCGUGGGAUACUCUAUGUCCCUUGCCUCCCUCACCGUGGCUGUGCUCAUCCUGGCGUACUUUAGGCGGCUGCACUGCACACGCAACUACAUCCACAUGCACAUGUUCCUGUCGUUCAUGCUGCGCGCCGCGAGCAUCUUCGUCAAGGAUGCGGUGCUCUACUCUGGCUUCACGCUUGAUGAGGCUGAGCGCCUCACCGAGGAGGAACUGCAUAUCAUCGCGCAGGUGCCGCCGCCGCCAGCCGCUGCUGCCGUUGGCUACGCGGGCUGCCGCGUGGCUGUGACCUUCUUCCUUUACUUCCUGGCCACCAACUACUACUGGAUUCUGGUGGAGGGGCUGUACUUGCACAGUCUCAUCUUCAUGGCCUUCUUCUCAGAGAAGAAGUACCUGUGGGGCUUCACCAUCUUCGGCUGGGGUCUGCCUGCUAUCUUCGUGGCUGUGUGGGUUGGUGUCAGAGCUACCUUGGCUAACACUGGGUGCUGGGACCUGAGCUCCGGGCACAAGAAGUGGAUCAUCCAGGUGCCCAUUCUGGCUUCUGUUGUGCUCAACUUCAUCCUCUUCAUCAACAUCAUCCGAGUGCUUGCCACCAAGCUUCGGGAGACCAAUGCUGGGAGGUGUGACACGAGGCAGCAGUACCGGAAGCUGCUCAAGUCCACGCUGGUGCUCAUGCCGCUGUUCGGAGUCCACUACACCGUCUUCAUGGCCUUACCAUAUACCGAGGUCUCAGGGACGCUCUGGCAGAUCCAGAUGCACUACGAGAUGCUCUUCAACUCCUUCCAGGGAUUUUUUGUCGCCAUCAUAUACUGUUUCUGCAACGGCGAGGUACAAGCAGAGAUCAAGAAGUCUUGGAGCCGAUGGACACUGGCAUUGGACUUCAAGCGCAAAGCACGCAGUGGGAGUAGCAGCUACAGCUAUGGCCCAAUGGUGUCUCACACAAGUGUGACCAAUGUAGGACCCCGUGCAGGACUCGGCCUUUCCCUCAGCCCCCGCCUGCUGCCUGCCUCCACCACCACCAAUGGUCACUCCCAGCUGCCUGGCCAUGCCAAGCCAGGGGUUCCAGCCCUUGAGAAUGAAACUAUACCAGUGACCAUGGCGAUUCCCAAGGACGAUGGAUUCCUCAAUGGUUCCUGCUCAGGCCUGGAUGAGGAGGCCUCUGGGUCUGCACGACCACCCCCAUUGUUGCAAGAAGAGUGGGAGACAGUCAUGUGAUUGGGCACCAGAGGCAGGACUGCUGGCAUGGGUAGAUGGACAGAUGGACCAAGAGACUCAUGGCGGGCUGGUUGUCCAUUCAGGAUUGGGCCAGGAGGAAAAACAAAGGAAAAAAAGAAAAAGAAAAAAAGAAAAAGGAAGCAGUGUGUGGCUUCCUGGGUUUCAAUCAAGGAAGGUGGGGUCUAGGAGCCAUCAGAGAGUUUGGAGGUACUCACCCAAAGGUGGGAGAGGGACCCCGAGUCUCAUUACCUAGGAGGGGUCUGGGCCCCGGGGGAUUUUGCACAGUCCAACAGAAAGUAACUCUGCCUUUAAGGCCCAGAAAAGGGGCCAAGGAGGUAGCUCAGUUGCAGAAUACUUGCCUACUAUGCAGGAAGCCCUGGGUUUAGUCCCUAGGCAUGAUGGCGCACACCUAUAAUCCCAGCUCUCAGGAGGUGGAGGCAGGAGGAUCAGAAGUUCAAGGCCAUCCUUGACAACAUGGGGCAAUUUGUAAUUUGGAAGCCAACCCAGGAUCCAUAAGACCCUACUUUAAAAAAAAAAAAAAAAAAAUCAAGGACCAGAAAGGGUCAACUCCUCUGCCUGCUGGCCCCCAAUCAUUGCCCAGCCAGGGCUGAGGGAUUCCUCAGUGAGGCUAUGCCACCAAGCUAACCCUCUGGUUGGUGGCCACUUAGGGAGCUCUACUUGUAUGUCCCUAGCCCCCCUACAUAGCAGGGAUAUGCUUUCAGCCAUCAAGCAGAGGUUGCCAAGAGAGUGCCCUGGCCAGUGAGUAGAAGGUGGGCUGGCCUCUGCUCUGGCUCAGGGCCAGUGGGGAGCCAGGAAUUUAGGCCUCAAGAGUUAGCUGGGGUGUGGGUCUACAAGGGUAGACACAUGCAAUCACAGAACAGUUGCUCAGUAUUGCUACCUGACACCCACCUACCACCACAUUCAUCCCCUGGACUCCUCUCAGCUCUGUCUCAAACCACUCAUGGAGCCUAGAAUGGCAUAGACCCUUAGCCUGACGCUGAGGCUACAUGGCUAUAUGCCUACCCCAUGCUCUGGCAAGAUGGAGCUGCUUGCUCUUGUUCAAGCCUGCAGACAGACCUGCCUCUGGGCUUUUGCACCAGCUGGUGCUCCCACCAAACCCUCCCUUUCUAUCCUAGCUCAAACCACCUUGCUUUUCCCCCAGCCCCACCCUCAUAGGUGAGAGGUUGCGAGGCCUAAGACAUCCAACUCAGGCACUUUGUGGGGGCAUAUACUGAGCACUUUUGGGCUCAUCCCUGCCUGUCUUUCCAGAUGGCCAGGGGGACAAACAACCAUCCUAAGGCCAUCCAUGGAGCACUUCUGGUAUAACCUGCUUGAACGGUAGGCCCCUAAGGGGCCAAGGUUCCAGGCUGAGUGGGAGCCACUGAUCUGAAGAUCUGAAAAACAUUUUAAUAGAGUCCCUGCUUCCAUGAGGAGGCAAGAUGGGACUGCAUAUGGAUUAGAGGAAGCAGGUGACCAGGUAGGAAGAUAGUGAUGGAGCAUGCCACUGUCAGGAAGGAUCCUGGAGGAAGGAGACCUCAGCAGGACAAAAACCUUGUUCCCCUCCCAGGGACUGGAGAGAUGGCUCAGCGGUUAAGAGCGCUGACUGCUCUUGCAGAGGACCCGGA